Molecule: messenger RNA, 1781 nt
Organism: Ceratina calcarata
Lineage: Eukaryota; Metazoa; Arthropoda; Insecta; Hymenoptera; Apidae
Product: V-type proton ATPase subunit S1
Exons: 3
Coding region: 96-1307 (403 amino acids)
Cellular component (GO): proton-transporting V-type ATPase complex
Molecular function (GO): ATPase activator activity
Source: RefSeq, a predicted model, not a curated record
CUGGUCAGGUGCUCGUUACAUACCUUCUGAUCGUAGUCGAUCAGUACGUCAGUAUUUAUAUCGGACUCGCCCAAUUUUGUGCAAUUCGUAACAUCAUGACUCGUUUUCGUGCUGCUUUCUGUUUCAUUCUCGUGUUGAAUGCAGCAUCGCGAAUUGUGCCUACUCUGGCCGAUAAUGCGGUGCCCGUUUUGCUGUGGGGCGGAUCAGUCAGUCCCGAUUCCGAAAAGAGUGCAGUGAACCCAUUUUUAAAAACGAGCAGCAAGGAAUUCGAUUUGUUUCUACGUAAAAGAUUAGAAAACUUGCCCCCUGUGCUCCUCUACGUGAAGGAUAAUCUGUGCACCGAGGAUUUAGUGAAGCACAAACAGCAGCUUCAGAAAAUGACUACCGGAGAUUCUUUACAUUAUUUCCCUGCUGUUGAGAGAGCAGUAGACACGCUCGAAGAUUUACCUUCUUAUAAUCAGACCUACAGCGAUUAUGCAGACUCAGCGUCGGAUGGACAAUUAUUAAUUGUGCCCAUCAGCAAUUUCGAUGCUAUUCCAGAGACCUAUAAGACAAUAAAGGAGUCUACUUCUAAUUUGAUAACAAUACUCACUGGGAAAUCUUGUAGUUACAACAGCUACAUAAGGUCUGAACGUGUGAAGAGAGAAACAGCGAAUGAAAAGAAUUUUACUAUUUUAGGAGAUUAUGUAUUGUUGUACUCUAGUCAUCCAUUACUAUUACAGUUUAAUGGCACGAAUACAGAACUUUCAUCACCUACAGUUAUAGAUAACAAAGGCAAGAAUUCAGUUAACAUGACCCUAACUUUUAAUGAAACUAAAAUUGCUGAUGUUGUCAAGCACAAGCUUGAUUUUAUAUUUAAAAUUUUAACUUCUGGAUAUUAUUCAUUGAAAACAAUUAGUUACACACGAAUUUACAAAGACUCUACAGAAAAAGGCGGUACACAGAAGGAGGUAACUUUAGAGACAAAUAGGGAUAUCGUUUUUCCAUUUAAUUUCUCUUAUCAUUGUUCGCAAAAUGUUACAUUCAAACAGAAUCUCUCUGAGGUAAGCAGUGUCCUUUUAAAUAUCAAAAACCUUCAAGUGCAGAUCGAUGCAAAGUCAUUAAAGAACAGUAAUAGAACAAAAGUAUUUAGCGAUGCGUACGAUUGCGUUGGUUUUACUACCAUUCCAAUUUGGACUGGAAUAUUCGUUACUGCCAUAUUAGCUUUAAUUAUGAUUUGGGGUCUCAGUAUGAUUAUAGAUAUUCGUACAAUGGAUAGAUUCGAUGAUCCCAAAGGUAAAACAAUUACUAUUUCAGCUGCAGACUAAUAGAAUACUACAAUAUUGUUAGGAAUAUUAUGUAAAUAUCGUAUCGCAAUAUACUGUAUCGUCAAAAAAUAGAUGUUCCCUUUCGUGAUGGUAAUUUAUACAGGUGAUCUGUACAUUAACAUUUGCUAUGAUUUUUCUAAAAUAUAUUUAACUGGAACAUUGAUUUUAGUAACGUUUCUGGCUCAGAUAAUAAAUUUAUUCAUUCCAUUUACGAGUUGUUUUCAGUAUUUGUAUAUUUUUUUGUAUAUAACAGCAUCUUUCUUUAUAGUAUAUAUUUGCAGUGUACAUUUCGCAAAAGUUUUAUUUUAUAUGGACACAAGGAGAACGUAAUAUACAAGUAAAUUGUUGAACAGUUGUGAUAUAUAAUACUUGGUUUCAAACAGUGUAAGUUCAUAAAAGAAUGUUUGCGUCACGCUCUUUGUACAUAGUACAUUAUAUUAUGCGUUGACUGUAAUAAAAUACAUAUAUAUUAAA